AUGCGUUUCAUUGUUACUACGCUGGGUCUUGCCAGCAUUGCGUCCGCAUAUGCGGCCGUAUCAUCUGUCUCCCCGAACCAGCCAUCCAGCAACCCGUUGAGUCGUGCGUCCAAGGUUCCGUCCAAAGUCUGCGAAGUCAAGACUUACACAGUCUAUGAGACUGCCCACAGUGGCCAGGAAAAUGGUGCACAAGCCACUCCAUCUGCUUUGCAUGGGGACGACUACUAUUUCGAACAUACUAGUCUUACCAGCACUCCUGCUGGACCCGAACCAACUACUCCCACUAUGAUUAGUGCGUCCUCACACUACGGAGCUCGCCCCACUAGCAAGAUCGCGAAGCCCUUUGGUCAGAACGAGGAGUACUUCAAAUACAACUCCGGACAGGAUGUCAAGCUUCAACCGUGUAGCCACUGGAGCCAGAACACAAAAGACCCCAAGAAUCUUGUACCAAAGGACAAGACUCAGCUUUACUACGCUGAAGGUGGCCGCGACAAUGCGAAGCCCACCAAUGAGUUUUACUUUGGUGUAAUCGAUCUGCUUUUCAAGGCUCCUGCUGUUGUGCUGGAGCACUCGGACUAUGUCCAAAAUGCGCAAUACUCUGGCAAUCAGCUCGCUGUCGACUUCACUUCUGCCUUGGCAUGUGACUUCGCCAAAGAGUCGUGGCCCAAAGGUACCAUCAUCGUCUCAAGCACAGCCGGUUGCAGAGUUCGAUCGGACGAUGAUCAGUGCUACUUCAAGGUAGAGGAAACUGUCAAGUCCGACGACGGCAAAUCCAUCAUUGUGAAGGGUUAUCCUCAAGCGCGAGACGAGUGCACAGAAGGUGGUGAGGCCCAUUGGGGGCGAUACAAGCCUGAGAAGAAUGGGAGUAAUAAGCAGCCAAACAGCACCGCAUCUUAUUCCGGUUUCCCUUCUUCUACGUCAUCGUACUACGGGCUUUCUACUACCCACGCAAGCUCUGGUGUGUCGACUGGAAGCGCGUUCUCAGAUGUCUUUCCAUCGCCUAGUACUGGAUCUUCGUACAGCUCCUACAUCAGCUCGCUCACUUCAACUCGAGUUAUGUCGCAAGAUCCUACGCAGCCUACUGAGUCUGCCUCUGAGCUUGUAUCUUCAAGCCCGUCGUUUGCGGGAACUUCUAGCGACCCGCUUAGCUCAGCACAUCCAUCGCCCACACCUUUUGGAUCCAGUGCUUUUCUUUCUUCAUCGUCGGAAUUAGAGUCCUGGACUUCUGCACCCACAUCUGCACCAACACCUUCAGGCACUUCAUUGACCAACUCAACUGAGGAUGGCAACAACAAGUUCAAUCAGGACAUCAUUUCUGACUGUAAGGCUCCUGUCGACACCAAGUACGGUCUUCCCACUACAUGCACCGGCCAAUACUUCGACUUGGACCUUGACGAGUUUAAGGGCUAUGGCGAAUUGUCCACCGAGGAUAAAGCGUUUCUGAAGGAAGCCACUGCCGGGUUGAGCUCCGAUGACAUCGCCGGUCUAUCCCGCAGGGCCCUAAUGUAUCGUCGACAUAUGGAACGCAGAGGCCGUCUCGGAGAUUGGUGGAACAAAAACGUUGUCGCUCCUGUGAAGAGCACGAUAAGUCUUGGCAAGACUGUGCUUCAAGGUGGCGUUCAACUCCUUACCACUGGCACUGUCAGCGGUAGUAUCAAAGAAUCAUACAAGUUCGCUCUUCCUGACGGUAACAAAGCAGACGCCAAGCAGGUUGAAUCACCCUGGGGUCCUGCUGCUCUUAUUGCCGCUUAUGGUACUGAGUCCAAGAUCAAGGCCGAUAAAGGUGUGCAACGAGAUGGCUAUCUGAACAUCUACUGCGUUGGUUGUGGCGCUCAGGGCUCUGUCGAGCUUGCUGGUCGCGCAACAUGGGCUGUUGGCCGGGGCAUCACUCAAGGCGAGAUCGAAGCCUGGGCCGAUCUCAAAGUCGCUAUGAAGGUCGGUGUUGACGCCCAGAUCAAGCUCAGCCGUGAGUGGAAGAAGACACUUUUCCAGCAAGGUCUGCCCAAGCUAUCCUUUGGUCCAAUCAUCAUCGGCCCACAGGUUCGCGUUGAAGCCCGUGCUACUCUGGAGGCCGGAGCGGAGGGUCGCAUCUUGGCUGGCGCUGAGUUCAACUGGAACCGUGCUUACGCAAAGGUCGACAUGGUUGACCCUUCCAAGUCCACGCGCCAGAACUUCGACCCUGUCGGUCAUCCCACCUUCGAAGCCGAAGGUUCUCUUUACGUCGGCGCUGAGUUGGGCCUUCCUAUUGGCAUGCACUUCGGGGUCACUGUCGCUAGCUGGAGCAAGACUGUCGCUCUCAUCAAUGAACCCAUGAUCAAGGGUAUCGCAAAAGCUGCUAUAAGAGCUGAGCUCGCUGACGGCAAGAUUACUGCUGGAUUUACUCCCACUGAAGGAUGCCAGGGCAUCCACACUAAUCUCAGCUGGAGGAACAAGUUGGUGUGCAACGUCCUUGACGUCAAGGAGUUUGAGUUACUUGACAGUGGUUACAAGAGCAUCAAGUCUAUGUGCAUCCCUCUUGGCAAGCAGACCCAGCAGCCAUCAACCUCACCUGGUGGAGACGAGGCUGGCAAAGGCGGUGAGAGCGGAGGCGACGGGGAGACUGGUAACGAUGAGGGUGCCGCUGGGGAGGGUGCCGGGGAACUACCCACCGGAGGAUUGCCCACCGGUGAAACACCUGCCCCCGAACUCCCUACUGAAGAAAUACCUGCUGGUAACCUGCCUACUGGAGGGUUUCCCAUAGGACAAGGCGCCUCAACAGAGCUAUCCAGUGGAGAAACCAAUAGCGGUGACAACACUGGCCAAAGCACGGGAGAUAGCAAUGCCCAAGGAAGUAACGAAGAGGCACCCGUCCAGUUGGACAUCAAGCGAUCCUUGUCCACUAGACAAACCAACUCAACGCUCACACCCUCUUCUUCUGGCGACCUCCCAGCUGGAAUCCGUGAGAUCACCGACUCCGUCAAGAAGGCCACCGAUAAUAUCAACUAUACGAUUGCGGAUGUCAAAACCGUUCCGUACGACCGUACUGACGGGUACGAAUUUACCAAGCUAAUUGCUGGCGACUACAACGUCAUGUACUGCUCCAACGGCAACAUGUAUGUCAAGCAGACUACCCAGUCUACUGGCCUUGGCUGCGACGAACUCUUUGCUUACAGCGAAGAUGCCGUAGUUGGUGAUGGCCAGGGCCGCUACUUCUACUAUCACGACGACGCCAUGAAGGCAGCUGGUGUAUCCCGACUCCGUCUUGGUGACGAACAGAGCCCAGUCCUGGGAACGUCUGCCAUUGCGAUGCUUGCUUGGAAAGCUGAGCGAACUGGAACACAAUAUGACGCUGAUCUCGAAGGUCUCUACACUGUUGCUGAUUACGCCACGGAAGCUAUCUACUGGUUGUCUUUCUGUACCUACAAGGACGGACAGGCACCCAAAGUCUUUGUUGUCGCGGAUCUGGAUGCGGGUAUGGCUGUACUAGAGAGCGUGGAUGUCAAGUACUCUGUAACCGGCGGCGAUGUGGAGAAGUGCUACCCACUUCUGGCUGUGGAGGAUCCUGCGCUAAAAAACACUUGGGCGGAGUGGGACGAUUCGUUGGAGAAUGACGCUGAUGGGCUUGACUUUGAUAUUGAGGAGUUUGGUGCGGAGCCGUAA
Alternaria arborescens is the source of this 3639-nucleotide messenger RNA. RefSeq lists its product as hypothetical. The record is from RefSeq and is a predicted model, not a curated record. NCBI's taxonomy places the organism in Eukaryota, Fungi, Ascomycota, Dothideomycetes, Pleosporales, Pleosporaceae. Bases 1 to 3639 code for a protein of 1212 amino acids. The transcript is spliced from 3 exons.